CUUAGCUACCGUGAUAGGAUCUCAAACCGUUCUCUUGGUGCUGUUUGUGACAAGAAAAGCAACGCUCGCCAUUGCACGGGCUGGAAGGGGCAUGUAGGCUCCUAGAUCAUUCACUUACUUUCCUCGGACGUAUCACGAAUCUUUAAUCGAGACCAAUACGGCAAUAGAAGUUGAGGUACUGUGUGUCGUGUAGCAGAGAGAUAGCUUCAGUCUCGGUUUGGGUUACUGUUAGUAAAUUUUUGUGCUUCCUUCUUGCGGCGCACCGGUCGAAGGUUUUGCACGGGAAGAUUUGUGUGGGCACAACAUCUUGCCUGUGCAGCAGAACGGGAGUCAGUGUGUGCGAAGGGGUCUCCUGGAGCGGUGGCAAACUGUGAUUCGUGAGUGCGGUGUGCUUGUCCGUGGUUUUAGCUAAUGAGACACGCGUGAUCCGUGGCUCUUCUGGUCAUCGAUGCAUCGGGGCAUUUGCGAUCGAACGAAAUUCAUCAAUCAUUUUGAUCUCGCAUUGUAAGUAAGACACACCUUGCCAGUAUCCGUCCCUCGAUGUAAGACAUCGAAGUGCCAUAGCGUCGAGUUGUCGCAACAGCCCGGUCACAAUGUCCACAAGCAGCGGCGGCGUGGCAACGAACGAUUUUGUGAGUCGCGAACAGCCGUUGGAGAGAGCAGUUCACCGGACAAAGUCGUCCAAUGCUGCCGAUCAUCCCCCUCCUCGCUCGCCAGGCAGCAGCGUGGCCAGCGCAAGAAGUAGCAGCAGCACUCCACCAACCAGUGGCGGCAGCGUAGACGGCAUCGGUGGCAGCGACGAGCACGAACGCGCUGAAAAGGUGAUGGUCACACUGCAGGCAAUGCUCCGACAGGAACGCAUCUUUUAUGAGCGCAAGUGCAAAGAGUAUGUACAGAAUCCCAGUGUACGAGUUAAAGAUUCACUGACGGAAUCCGAGCAGCGUAUUGCUAAACUGGAGCAGCAGCUCUCUGAUUGCACCAAACGACUUCAAGCCUCUGCGUUGAACUCACCCUCGCCAUUAUCUCGGAGCUCGCAGAGUGUUUCCGUCGAAUUGUCGCCUACAACUACCGUCUUCACUAGUAGCCUGCCAGCGAGUAACAAUAUGAGUAAGCCAGCGACAUCACCGUCAUCAAUAACAAACACAACAACUGCCACUAGCCCGAGCGGUACGGACACAAGAAGCUUGCAGCCAUCCAGAGAGACCUUUCAACCGCGCGCCAGUUCCCCAUCUAUCAUCAAGCCUCCAUUGUCUUCUGCAACGCCGGUCAGAUCCAAAUCAAUAUCAACAUCCUUGCACACAACGUCCUCCUUCAACAAUACCCGGCAAAACAAGCACGCUUCCAAACCUGCGCCAAUCUCAGCAGCAACGAUAAUCAUUGACGACGAAGAUUUCGACGAGGAGGUGGCCACAGACAACAUCACGGGAGCCUUCUCAUCGCUGGAUAAUCUCGUUGUUGAGCCGGCGAGGAUGGCAGUGUUCAUUCGCUAUCUCCUUGACGACACCGGCCAGGACAACUAUCCCGAUGCACUGUUCUUCUAUCUGCUGACCGGUAUCUACCGCCGACAGCGCAGCAGCUCUGCCAAGGAGACUCGCCGCUUUGCGCAGGCCAUACUGGGACUGUUCUUCGCCGAAAGUGCCCCGCUGCACGUCGACAUUGACCCGCCACUGCUGGAGGCCAUCAAGGCCAAGGUCAUGCAGAAAGGAACUGAUGAGGGCCUGUCGCUCGUGUUCAACGAUGCCAGAUAUGUACUCGCCAAUGGCGUCAUUUCAGCUCAGUUGGAGAGCUACCGUGAGAAGCGAAUGCUGGGGUUCGGCUCCCUAUUCGGUGAAGACGAUCUGCUAGCCAAGAUCAGCACUAAGGAAGAGAAGACCGAGGCUAUUCGCAAACUACUCUGUCCUGUGCUCAACCAGCUGGCUGGCAUGGAUCCCACGUUCUCCACCCUUGACCAGAAUGUGUCGACGCGCAAUGCUGCACUGUCCAUGGCGUUGCUGACGUUCCUGGAGGACUCUGGUGUCCUGGUGGAGUCCAGCAUAAAAGUGGCUAGCAGGCAGUCGACCAAUCGUAAGAAGAAGCCACUUGGCAUCUUCAACCGCAACAAGACAAAUCAAAUCAAGAUCAUCCAAGGUCAUCAUUUCUUACCGACGCACUACAACUCGCCGGUGUAUUGCGACCACUGCAGCGGUCUGCUCUGGGGCCUCGGCUACCAGGGCUUCACGUGCCAGCUGUGUGGAUUCAACGUCCACCAGCGCUCCUGCAAUCAAUUGCUCAAGGACCCUUGCCAAGGCGAGAGCUAUCGGGAGCGCAGCUCGGCAAUGGCAAUAGUGUGGAAGAAGCACUCCAUGAAGCCGUCGACAAGCACCAGCACGCUCACGUCCACACCGUCAAAGACUGCAUCCACAUCGGCAACAACAGCAGCCGUCUCUGCUUCGUCUACCGUCUCCUCAAUGCCAGCACUCACUGAUACUGAUACGGUAUCACCAAGCGACUGUCAGCUGUCAACUGUUAGUUCUGCAAGGGAAGCCUCGCCAUUGAUUGCGAAGUCCAGUGCUUCCUUCCGUCACGCAGGUGACUCGAAUUUGGCAUCAGCUGCUGCUACUGGUGCUGAUGUUGCUCGUGAUGAUACGUAUCAAGAGCGUAGAGGCAGCCUGCGUGACCGACCGCGUAACUUUCCCCUGUCUCAGUCCACGGGCGCAGCAGACGCAGCGACUUCUGGGACGGCCAUCACCGCAGCAAGCAGUGCUGGCGAGCUCGGCAAUCGUCGGCCAUCCUCAACCAAUGUAAACCGAGCACAGAGUCUGAACUACCCGAAGCGACCUGCCGCGUACGAUCGUAGCGACCGGCGGCACAAGACCACCGAGUCUCUUGCUGCCGAUGUACCACCGAUGCGAUCUCCGUCCCUCAAUGAUAUCAGCGCCGACACCGAUGGAAGUCCAGGAAGCAUGUCACCUGAGCAUGGAAAGGUGCCAUUCGCCCAGCACGCCCCCGAUCCGGAAAUGGAAUAUGAUGAAGAUGUUCCGCCAUGGCUUGAGACCGUAACCAGUAAAGACCCCGGCUUCCUGAAGUCUCUAAGCAAGACCGACAAGAACCGGCAGGGACUUAUACACGAGCUCAUUCACACCGAGGCAACACACCUGAAGAAGCUGAAGCUCAUCCUCAACUGCUUCUACCUGCCGAUAAAGAAUGCGGAGCUGCUUCCCAGAGAUCAAGAGCAACGGUUGUUCCCUGAGAUAGACGCGCUGAUCGAGCAUCAUCGGCAUCUCUUACAGCUGAUGCGCGCCAAGAUGGAUCCAAAUCGUCAUGGCUACGUCACGGCCAUUUCUGACGUCUUCCUGCAGAGCAUGGACCUUGGUGUGGGCGAUGAGUUCUUGAGCGCUGCCAGCCAGUGGGUUUGUCGCAAUCAGGAGAAUCUCGACUACAUCAGGCGUAUGCAGUCCAACUUGCCGAGGUUCGGCAGCUUCAUGAAGGUGUGUGAGACCAAGGAAGUACUGAACCGCCUUCCACUCGGGGCCCUGACACCAAGUGUAAUGCAGCGUCUGACAAAAUAUCCGUUGCUCCUCGAGGGGAUAAAGAAGCAUACACUGAGGGAGGCUGACCCGGCGGAGUAUGCCAAUCUGGAAGCCGCCCUCACUAUCUGCAAGAAUGCCCUGUCACUGGUCAACGGUGCUAUUCAGCAGUACGAGAACUCCAAGUUCUUGCAGGAUGUGCAGAACAAACUGGACACGAAGGAUCUUGACAAGUCCAGCGACUUCCACAUCUCAUCGUACGCCACCAUUGACCUGUCGCUGAAGAAGGUCGUGCAUCGUAGUGAUCUGCAGUGGCGUGUCAAGAACGCCGUUGUGCCCGUCCAUGCGCUCUUGCUCACCGAUCUCAUAGUCCUACUCGAGUACAAUAGUAACCGAUCACAGUACUACUUGCGCGUGCACGAGGACUUUGGCUCCGUGGUGCGAGUGAACGACCUGCACGUGCGCGAGGUGGCGAAUGACAAGAAGUCACUGUACCUGGUGGACCUGAAGGGCGAGCCUCCUAAGAUGUACUCGCUGCAAGCACUGAAUGCAACCGACUGCCGACGGUGGAUUGACUGCACGACCAAAGUCACUAAAGAGAUCAAGUCGCUGCAGCCUGCAGCCGCCGUCCCUGGAGGAUUCUCGCCCAACAUGUCCACUCGCAGCCGAUCUAGCCAGGUGGCGUCCACCAUGCUAAAAGAUCGUCCACUCCCUGCCAACCCACCGUACGCGAUGCAGCGCGGCCGGCGCACAUCCGAAGUGCCUGCUGAUAUGGCAUCGUCUGAUGAUGACGAAACGCGAAUUGAGAAGCAAGAAGAUGAAUUUGCCAAAACGCUACUGGAAACAGACGAAAUGGUGGUCGACAGAUUGAAAUCUCUCCAGGUUGGUGACCGGGCGCCAGCGCGUCGCGUCUCGGACAGUCGCCGUGGUACGGCGUCCAUUGAGCCCGUCCUGGACUCGUGUGUACAGCAAGCUAGGCUAGUGUCCAGCCUUGCCCGCGAGCUGAUGCAGCCGCAGAGCGCUGCCAUGUCGGCAAACGCCAGUGACCCGAUGCCGGUCGUUGGUCCUCUGCAACCUGCCAACUAUCAGCUGGUGGAGGCUAGUCAACAGCUUAGCUUGCAGUUAGCAUCAAUGCAGUCCCUGGUCUUGAAACGGGAACGUGCCAUUAACGAAGUCCAGAAGGAACUGGACUACUUGCGCGAGAAGAGCAAGGCGCUGGGACCAUCGGUGGACGAAAGCGAGGAGACGGACGGUAACUUUCUAAUGGAGGAUGAGGAGGACGAUGAGGAAGAGGAUAGCGAUGAUGAUUCUGACUCUCAUGCCUCUGCAAGCGUGGAUUUCGAGCCCGAAAAGACUCCCACGACUGAAGGCAAGGACAAACAGCCCACCCAAACCAUUGAAGAUGUCAAUGACCAUGCGGAUGCCGCAGCUGAGACAGCUCAGCUUGGGGAAAGCUCAAAUGAUGCUGGCUAUGAUUUUGGAGAGGAUGUUGAACACUGUUAGUUGGAGCGAUUGUCUUCUCUUCUGUUCUAGCGCAAAAGAUCGGCUGGAGCAUUGUUUUGCAAUGUUGGUACCAUUGCAUGCCUACCUCCAUCCAAACUGUGCAAGUGGAGCUAUCUAGGAGCUUAUUGAAGUGAUUUUCAUUCACCUUGACUUGAUUUGUGUGUAUAUGUUCCCCAUUGUGUAUUCGUGCCACAACUCCGCCAGGUGGCUUUGUGUCCAUGCUACUAGUGUGCAGUACAAACCGAACCAUCUGUUGCCUAACAGCUAGUACCUGCUGCAUGCCAUAUUUUUAGACCAUUCAUGAUUGCUCACCCCACCCUGCCAUCUGUGUCCAUCUGUAAAUUCUCCCCUCAUGACUAAUGCAGAGUUCCUACCCGUGUAUUUGCGCAAACCGACCUUAGGGCUUCGACCAUUGACAUGAAUCGUGUGUGCCUGCUUAGCCGUGCGUUCCGCUGUGCAUCCGACUUGAGAGCUACUAUUCCGACCUAUUCUAUAAUGCCCUCUUCAGCAUGUGUUUCACUGAGUAAACGGUCAAGGUCUAUAGUGCAGUCCUGGCUAGUGUAUUCUUACAUGAAAUGUUCAAUUGCCAUUGUCACGAUGGCCUUUACCUUUUCACUUUUCUGCUUCUUUCAGCCUCUCUUCCCUCCCCCCCCCCCUCUCUCUCUCUCAUUCUUUUUCUCUCUAUCUAUCUGUCUAUCCCCCCAUUCCCUUCUUCCCGUUUUCUAUACGAUGUUCAUUCCUUUAUGAUGAUAGUGCCAUCCUGGUAUUUAUGUCAAGCGAAUUCGCUCCGAGUUUAGAAUUGUCCAAAGAAGAUCAAUAGUCCUGGA
This is a messenger RNA of Sycon ciliatum, 5836 nucleotides long. Its product is annotated as rho guanine nucleotide exchange factor 11-like. The transcript has 3 exons. Bases 594 to 5009 code for a protein of 1471 amino acids. Lineage: Eukaryota; Metazoa; Porifera; Calcarea; Leucosolenida; Sycettidae. Gene Ontology annotation, molecular function: guanyl-nucleotide exchange factor activity; G protein-coupled receptor binding. The record is from RefSeq and is a predicted model, not a curated record. Gene Ontology annotation, cellular component: cytoplasm. Gene Ontology annotation, biological process: G protein-coupled receptor signaling pathway.